UUCUCGAGUCCAUUUUAUUCAUUCUGCUAGGCAUAGCAAGACCUUAGGGCUAGACGGCUUCAAGGAUCUACGCACCACGGAUCCCCCAUUUGCCUUCGCACACACACCUCUCUUACCACAGCACGCGGGCUUUUGGUGACGCCAUCCUGUUGGUUUAGCUGCAUCUCUGUCGAUUCUUGUGUGUUGCUACCUCUACUGGUGCAUUACCUUGGUGAAUCACCACCAUGUUGGGAAGCUCAUCGAGAAAGCCAUAUUCGGCUGUGUCGGUGCAGAUUGACCGUCUCACCAGCGAACAAUAUGAAGAGGAUGAUCUCAGUGGAAUUAUUGACCUGGUCGAGGUCAUCCGCAUCCAGUCCUCUGGUCCGACGGAAGCAGCCAGAGCUAUCCGCAAGAAGCUGAAGUAUGGUAAUCCUCAUAGUCAGAUCAGAGCUCUGAACAUCCUGGACGGACUGAUUCAAAAUGCUGGAAGCCGCUUCCAGAAGACUUUUGCCGAUGAACCUCUUCUGGAACGACUUCGUCUAAUGGUUCGGGACGAUAUGGUCGACCUCGAAGUACGGAACAAGUGCAACAUCCUCUUUAGGCAAUGGGCUGUAGCCUACAAAGAUACUCCUGGCCUCCACAACAUCGCCAACCUCUACAAGCAGCUGCCUCAGAAGCCUCGCCCUCGCCAGGCUCAGGCAAAGGCAAAGGUCCUGCGCGAAACAGAAGCAGAUGUCCAUGAGGACCCGUCUCCUACUCCCCUUCCGCAACCCUCUCGUGGUCACUCACGCUCCAGCUCUGCAGUAAACGCCUCGGCCUCCGCCUCACGUCCAGUCACUCUAACGACCACACCCCACUACUCAAUCCGCGACGCCGUCAGAGCCUCCACCAAAAAAAAGGACAAGACCACCGCCACAAAGUUCAACUUCGAAAAGGAAAAGCCUAACAUGAUCCAAAGUAUCGCUCAAGCUUCCAUCGCCUCUACCAAUCUCCUCAAUGGACUGCAACUCAUCAACCGUGAGAAUGAGCGCGUCUCUGAGAACCCUGAGGUGAUGAAUCGCUUCGAGACUUGCAAACUACUGAGGAGAAACAUAUUGAGGUAUAUCCAACUGGUGGAACAUGAUGAUUGGAUCGGUAGUCUGCUCUCUGCUAAUGACGAAUUGGUCAAGGCGUUGACGAGCUACGAAAUAAUGGAUCGCUCGCUUGACGACGACAGCGACAGUGAUGCUUGGGAGCACAUGCCUGAGGAAGGAGGAUCAUCGCAUGCUACAGGCGCCGAGUCCCAACUCGCUGGAUUGAAGUUGGGAGGAGAAGAGGCAGCGCCACCCAAGCCCCCUCGACCUGGUCAACUCGCCAUGCCCGCCAGACCUGAUUAUGGCAAGGCCAGAGCACAAGAGGACAGCGAAUCCGAGAACGAGUACGAGGAAGACGAUGAAGACAAUCCGUUUGGCGACUCAAAUGCGGUCAAGACGCCUCACAUCGAACGACCCGGCAUGACUUGGAAGAACGUCUAGAAGAAAGGCUCCGAGGAAAGCUCAAUGAGGAACCCCACCUAGGAAGCUCUCAGGAUCAAAAACGAGGAAGCGAAAGCAACCGAGGAAGCCCUCUGGGAACGAACUGA
Messenger RNA from Aureobasidium pullulans EXF-150, 1600 nucleotides. RefSeq lists its product as uncharacterized. Gene Ontology annotation, biological process: endocytosis; actin cortical patch localization; actin filament organization. NCBI's taxonomy places the organism in Eukaryota, Fungi, Ascomycota, Dothideomycetes, Dothideales, Saccotheciaceae. Gene Ontology annotation, cellular component: actin cortical patch. Bases 225 to 1493 code for a protein of 422 amino acids. The record is from RefSeq and is a predicted model, not a curated record. The transcript has 5 exons. Gene Ontology annotation, molecular function: ubiquitin binding; phosphatidylinositol binding.